AUGGAUCAUGCCGUCAAGGCGACGCGCGGCCGCCCGCUCAACACGCUGCGCUUCGAGAACGAUGAACUGGAAUGCCUCUAUCAGCGCUACACCCUCAAGCUGCAGCGCUUCUCCGUGCUGGGCGUCGUCGCACUGGUCCUGGUCCUCUGCGGUGUGAUGGCCGCCCUGUCCCUGGCCUUCAACAAUGCGGCCACCUUUCAUGAUAACCACUGCUUGCGCAUCAAAAUAUUGGGCGAUUGCUAUUACUGUGUCUCCGGCCUGCCGGAGCCUCGCAAGGAUCAUGCCAAAUGCGCCGUGGAAAUGGGACUCGAUAUGAUCGAUGCCAUUGCCACCGUCGUAGAGGCUACCGAUGUCAUCCUGAACAUGCGCGUGGGCAUCCACACGGGCCGUGUGCUCUGCGGCGUCCUGGGACUGCGCAAGUGGCAGUUCGAUGUGUGGUCCAAUGAUGUCACGCUGGCCAAUCACAUGGAGUCCGGCGGCGAGCCGGGCCGGGUGCAUGUGACGCGCGCCACCCUCGACUCGCUGUCGGGCGAGUACGAGGUGGAGGCGGGUCAUGGCGAUGAGCGCUCAUCGUAUCUGCGGGAUCACGGCGUGGAUACGUUCUUCAUUGUGCCGCCGCCGCAUCGACGCAAGCCCCUAAUGCUAAACACGCUUGGUGUACGCUCGGCGAUCGGUAGUCGGCGCAAGCUAUCAUUUAGAAACGUCUCGAACGUGGUCAUGCAGCUGCUGCACACCAUCAAGUUCUCGGAGCCGGUGCCGUUCUCCAACAUUGCCACCGGUUCGUUCCCAUCGGCGGCUGCCGCCCUGGGCGGCGGCGCGGCACGUGGCAGUAGCACCGAUGCGACCGCUGCCAGUGUCCAGGUGUCGGAGAAGGGUUCGCGCAAGGAUGCGGUAAUACGUCUACAGAAAAUCUUGCAUGCUACCCCGCCACCGCACGGCAUCGGCUAUGGCAGCGUCGUCGGCAGCGGCGGCAGCGGCGACGGCGGCGGCGGGGCGGGCAGUGUUCAAGUGACCGUAGGCACAAGUCCCAAUUCAACAGCGAGUACGAUUAGUCGCAUACAUAGGCACAAUCACAAGAACAAUAAAUCACAGUCGAAGGUCGCGGACAAGUUCAAGCGGCCGUUCCGCAAACGUCACUCGGUGGCCGCCCAUCAUCAGCCGACGAAUCGGGUGAAUCGCUUCCUCUCCCAGGCCAUAAAUGCCCGCUCCGUGGACUGUGAUAAGUCGGAGCAUGUGGAUCGAUUGACGUUGCGCUUCCGGCAGAGCGACAAGGAGCGCGAAUAUCACAAGGACUUCGAUCUGGGCUUCACCACGGCCAUGGGCUGCUCGCUGCUGUUGCUAAUACUGGGCGCCGCCUUGCAGGUGACCGCAUUACCCCGCACCCUCAUCCUGCUGCUGUUGUUCCUCACGGCCUUCAUUUGGGUCAGCGCCAUACUGAUGCUCCUGCUGGCCGUUCGCCUAAAGUGGAUCAUCUGGGACAUAUCCGAGAGCUUCUCGCUGCGAAUGGCCAUCACAAUAUUCACGAUUAUACUCAUCUAUUCCGUGGGCCAGGUGAAUGUGUUCACCUGCGUGUCGGAUCAUCCCUGCUGGGAUAAUGGAACCUAUGUGGACGUCCAGCCCCUGGACUCGCAAGGACUGGAUAUGUCACCGCUGAUUAGCAAACAGAACGAUUCCCAUCGCAAGUGCUCCUUGCCGCAGUACGUCUCAUUGUCGGCGGCUUUUGCUUUUCUCUCCGUAUCCGUGUUUCUCAGAUUGCCGAUUAUAUUCAAGUCGCUGCUCGUGCUGGGCAUGGGCACCAUCUAUGGCCUGUUCAUUGAGCUGUCGCAUCAGAACAUCUUUGAUUGCUACGACAGUCGUGUCAAAGCAUCUAUUCCGCUUCACUUGAUCUCAUUGGCGCGCAUUGUCAUCUUUAUGAUUGCGAUAUUGGUGCACGGACGGCUGGUGGAGGGCACCGCCCGGCUGGACUUCCUCUGGCAGCUGCAGGCCUCGCAGGAGAAGAAGGAAAUGGAUGUGCUGCAGGAGUCGAAUAAGCGCAUUUUGCACAAUUUGCUGCCCGCUCAUGUGGCUGCACAUUUUCUCGAUGCGCAAUUUCGUAAUAAUAUGGAGCUCUAUCAUCAGAGCUACGCCAAGGUGGGCGUCAUAUUCGCCAGUGUGCCGAACUUCAAUGAGUUCUAUACUGAGAUGGAUGGCUCGGAUCAGGGGCUGGAGUGUUUGCGCCUGCUCAACGAGAUAAUUGCGGACUUUGAUGAGCUGCUCAAGGAGGAUCGCUUUCGGGGCAUUGACAAGAUCAAGACCGUGGGCAGCACCUACAUGGCUGUGGUCGGCCUCAUACCCGAGUACAAGAUUCAGCCCAACGAUCCCAACUCGGUGCGGCGUCACAUGACGGCGCUGGUCGAAUACGUCAAGGCCAUGCGGCUCUCCCUGCAGGAGAUCAACAGUCACUCCUACAAUAAUUUUAUGCUGCGCGUGGGCAUCAAUAUUGGUCCCGUUGUGGCGGGCGUGAUUGGAGCCCGGAAGCCGCAGUACGAUAUCUGGGGCAACACGGUGAAUGUGGCGAGCCGCAUGGACUCGACCGGGGUGCCCGGCUACUCGCAGGUCACCCAGGAGGUGGUGGACAGCUUGGUUGGCUCGCACUUUGAGUUCCGCUGUCGCGGCACCAUCAAGGUGAAGGGCAAGGGCGACAUGGUCACCUAUUUCCUCUGCGACAGCAGCAGCAAUGCGCUCAAUGGCGAGGUGCGCAACGCUAUGAUCAGCAACCGGACGUCGGCGGCGAAUGAUACGCAGUCGGUGUCACAUGCUGGCGGUGGCCUGCAUCCAGCCGAGUACUAUCAGAAGGCCUCACAGUUCCAGGAGAAUCGCCUCAAUACGGACACCUACAGCAAGAAGGAUAAUGGCCAUCUGUAUAAUGUGUGUGGCGGCGAGGAGCAGCAGCUGCUGCUGCAGCAUCAGCACCAACAGCCGCUGCCCGCACCACCCACACAGCACCACCAUCUGCAUCAGCAGCAGCAGCAGCGGCUCAACAGCAAGCUGCAGAAGCAGCCCAAUUUCAUGACCAAUGGGGGAUUGCCCAAUAUCCGGGAGAAUGGACACAAUGGCGAGAUGCAUUAUGUGACCACAAAUAUGGCGCCAGCAACACUCACUGUGGCAGUGCAACAGCAACAGCAACAACAGCAGCAGCAGCAACAGCAGCAGCAGCAACAACAACAACAGCUCCAACUCCAGCACCAGCUCCAGAUCCAGCACCAGCACCAGAUCCAGCACCAGCUCCAGAACCAGUCCAUUCCUUCGGUAAUGUUGCGCGAAUUCAAUAUAAUUGAGAAUCCGAAUACCGGUGGCAGGCAUCAACAGCUGCAGCAGCAUCAGCAGCAGCAACAGCAGCUGGAGCAAUUGCCGCCAGCGCAGCGGCCACAUCAUGCCAAUAGUCUUGAUGGCGCUGCUGUGGUCGGUGUGCUGGGCGGUGAUUGCUUUAUGGUGCCGCGGCGCGAACAGCUGCGCAGCUAUGCGCCGCCGCCGGCGCUGCCCUUUAACCAGCAUGGCCAGCAUCACCCACUGCAUCAUCUGUAUCACCAGCAUCAGCAUAUGAAUCAGCUUCAGCCAUCGUCCUCCAGCCUGGGCUAUGGCCACUGCCGGGAGAGCGAGCCGCUAUUGCAUGCCAGCAGCGUCGCGCCGGUAGCCAAGAUCAUGCCCAUGCAGCAUGCGCCAAAGUACGAGCCACCACGUUACACCUGUCCCAACUCCGUGUUGUCAAUGCAGCAGCAGCAACAGCAGCAGCAACAGCAACAGCAACUACAGCAGCAACAGCAACUACAGCAGCAACAGCAACUGCAGCAACAACAACAGUCGGAUCGCCAAUAUGCGCUCUAUUCGCAGCAACCUCCGCUGCCGCAGCUGCCACCGAAGCCGGCAUUGAGAAGCUACUUGAAGCCGCUGCCCAAGCUGCCAAACGAUAUGGAGGAGAGUCGCGAGAUGUCAUCGACCGAUGAUCUCAGCUCACGGCCGCACUCGCCGUCGAUGAGCAGCUCGGACGAGAGCUACUCGAAGACCACCGAGGGUGAGGGCGAGGGCGACGAGGACUCGCCGCGCAUCAAUGGCGGCCAUCUGCAGCGCAACGGCAUCGGCUUGGGCAUCGGCUACAAUGUGGGCCGCGUCAAUCCGCUGCAAUGGCUCUAUCCCUGCGAUAUACAAGUGGAUCCCACAUCGCCCGUUGUGGACAUGACGCAGCUGCGCGACUUCGAGCUCAGCUCGACGACCGAAAGCCAGGGCCAGCUGACCACCAGCAACACGACGAGCAACACGCAGCCCAAAGGCGACAGCUGCAACAGCUUUGACUACCAGAAGAAGGCGGGCGUGGGCGUGGGCGCGGCGGUGUCGCUGUCGGCAGCGGGUGCAGCGGGCAAUGCUGCAGUGACAGCCACCAAGUCGCCCUUUGAGAGGGAACUGCAAAGACUGCUCAACGAAUCGACGCGAGCCCGUUGCCUGGCCGCAGUCUCGGCCUCGACGGCGGCAACGAUCAAUACCGAUCAAACCACCAGCAAUUGCAGUGGUCGCCCCACUGGCGAUCUGAGCUACUCGGCGAGCAACAGCAAGCUGAGCUCCAUCAAUGGGCAUGCGCAGGGCCAGGGCCAGGUCCAGGGCCAGGGAAUGACCGAAGGCGGAUCGAGCAGCAAUGGGAAUCUCAGCGGUGGCAGCAACUCGAAUAGCGGCAACAACAACUACCACAAGGAGCUGCAACAGGAUCAGGAACUGAUCGCCAUGGCGAUGCAGGCGAACGGCAAGCUGCCCAUGAGCAGCAGCUUCAUGAUAUCGAAGCAUCCCGUCGGCCUUGAGGCCAUCAAGGAAAUAACGCGCCACAAGAACCCCUCCGAGUCCAGUCAAAUGCAAACCUCGGACACGGAAUCCUGCGAGAUAUUGCACGAGACUCGCAGUCAGAUGCAAGCGCUGGCCAUGCUCGAGCUGCAUGCGGCCAAGGAGCAGCUGCAGCAACAGCAGCACCAGCAGCAGCAACAACAGCAGCAGAGAUCGUACCGACAGCGCCCGCGCUCCAAGGAACUACAGAACAGCUACGAGAGUCUCGACCGGCUGGAUGGCUCGAUGCAGCAGCAGCAGCAGCAACAAUCGCAGCGACAGCGGCAUCACCACCACCAUCACCACCAUCAGCAGCGACAGCAACAGCAGCGCUCCAAUCAUGUGGAGCAGGAGGAACGCGAUGAUACGGAGGACAACCUGGCUGAUGAGGAGUUCGAGGAUGAUGAGGUUGGGCGUGAUGUGCGACAGAAGCGCCUGUUGCAGAGCGAGCACAAUAAGUUAAAGAACGACAAGCAGCAGCAGCAACAGCAGCAACAGCAGCAGGCGCACAACGACGAACUGGAGCAGCAGCAACAGGAAGAGCUGGAACAGGAACAGCUGAGGGGGGAGACAGCGCCGCUGACCAAUGGCAGCCUGCGCUCCGAGCAGAAUGUGAUAAACGAUGAGUUGAAGUAUGGUGCGGCGCAUCAUAACCACCAGUCCAUGGACUCCAAUCCGCUUGAGAGCCAGUCGGAAUGGUCGGACGAUGAUUGUCGCGAAGAGGCCACAGGUGGCGCGGAGUCAACAGGCUACAUAACGGAUGAGCCUGGCCUGGAGAAUAUUUCGCUGCUGAACGAGGCGGGCCUGACCGAUGCCGAGGGCGCUCUGUCGGACGUCAAUUCGCUGUAUAAUGCACCCGAUGUGGAUGACACCUCGGUGUCGAGUCGGGCCAGCUCGCGCCUGCUCAGCCUGGACUCGCUCAGCGGUCUUUACGAUUGUGAUUUGGAUUCCAAGCAUGAGCUGGCUAUUGUCAAUGCCUCGCACAAGAUAACUAGCAAGUUUGGACCACCGCCAUCGCCGGCACAACARCAGCAGCCAUCAGCAGCUGCCGCUACAGCAACAGCAGGAACACAGGCUGCAGUACAGUCGCCGGAGCAGCAGCAACAAAGUUAAAGGGAUUUGUACUUAAGAUGCAAAAGAUGAAUGAAAUUAAUGAGCACACA
Messenger RNA from Drosophila arizonae, 6008 nucleotides. RefSeq names its product adenylate cyclase rutabaga (gene rut). Gene Ontology annotation, molecular function: adenylate cyclase activity. Gene Ontology annotation, cellular component: plasma membrane. NCBI's taxonomy places the organism in Eukaryota, Metazoa, Arthropoda, Insecta, Diptera, Drosophilidae. The record is from RefSeq and is a predicted model, not a curated record. Gene Ontology annotation, biological process: intracellular signal transduction; cAMP biosynthetic process; adenylate cyclase-activating G protein-coupled receptor signaling pathway.